CAUUACGAAUUUCGAAAUAACAUUACGUUCUUUUUUUUUUGUCAGUCUGGCAACUAUUUUUACAGAAGUUUAAUUAGUUUUUCAUUCUGAUUGCAUCACAGUUGUGUUAAGUAAACGAAAGCUGUAGAAAUGGCCUUUAGAAGCUGGUUUUCGCUGCCCGCUGUCAGAGCCGAUGAUGAGGAGUUAGUUGAUCCUCAAGCAGUUUUAAGAGAAAAAUGUCAAGCUAAAGGUCAUAUUGAAUCCUUGUACAACAAGUACCAAGAGUGCAAUGAUCGCGUGAAUGGGCGUUCCAAGACAACUGAAACGUGUAUGGAAGAAUUGUUCGAUUAUGUUGCAGAAUUGGAUCAUUGCGUUGCUCAUAGUCUUUUUCCAAAGCUAAAGUAACUGAAAAUGAAAGCAUAUGUACAUUUAAAUCGUUAUAGUACUGCACGAACUUUGACAAAUACAAAUUAAACCAACCUCGGUAA
Molecule: messenger RNA, 467 nt
Organism: Drosophila ficusphila
Lineage: Eukaryota; Metazoa; Arthropoda; Insecta; Diptera; Drosophilidae
Gene: UQCR-11
Product: cytochrome b-c1 complex subunit 6, mitochondrial
Exons: 3
Coding region: 130-384 (84 amino acids)
Biological process (GO): mitochondrial electron transport, ubiquinol to cytochrome c
Source: RefSeq, a predicted model, not a curated record